This is a messenger RNA of Filobasidium floriforme, 858 nucleotides long. RefSeq lists its product as uncharacterized. The record is from RefSeq and is a predicted model, not a curated record. The transcript has 2 exons. Lineage: Eukaryota; Fungi; Basidiomycota; Tremellomycetes; Filobasidiales; Filobasidiaceae. Bases 1 to 858 code for a protein of 285 amino acids.
AUGUCCGCUCCAGCUCUCCCUGCCAUCACUCCCGAAGCCCUCCAGGCGUUUCAAACUCUUCUCCUGACCAUGGGAAUGGCUCAGCCUGCUGCUCCUACUAUCGCACCAGGAAGUCAGCCUGCUCAGGCUGAUACAGGCUACCCACCUCCUGCUGCUGGCGUCGCCCCCCCUCUUCCACCUCCUCAAGGUCUCCGCACGAAUACAACCCCGGCAUCUGCUCCCCCAGAGGUUGUACAGUCGGCUCAACGAGAUGUCACAGCUCCGCAAAAGGUUGCACCGUACAUUGCCCCUGGCAGAAAGCUCGACAACCUUCUGGCAAGAGCUCCGCCUACAUUUGCCAAGCAAACGGCCGGUGCACAUUCUGGAGUCGGUAGUCAUAGACGAUUGGCAAAUGGAGGCUACUCGGUUAGAGGUGGGGUGGGGCAACAGGUCUAUCAGCCUGGGCCAGCCAAGACGAAGGAUAUGAAGAUAUCCAGGCAAAGCAGAGUCGUUUUCAUUGCGUGCGGUUCGUUUGUACGUGAACGCCUGAAAACAGGAUUUUCUGUACGAGGACAUCAAUCCAGUACGGUCGAAGCACUGGAAGCUAUGCAGCACAUACAAUAUGUGCACUUCAACACGAGCAUGACAGCCACAGACGCUGCUCGGCAUGUUGAAUCGGUCUUUCGCACCGCAGGAACACCAUUACCACAGCUCUGGCAAUGGGCAGUCUUGACGGUUGCGUCUCGUAAUUUCCAGCCUGAUCGUCUACAUUCACCCUGGUCGACCGAGCUUGCGACGCUCAAACAGCUUUACACCAACGAGUCUCUGGCUUUUAUUGUCCCUGACACUUGGUCCGAUCCAGCGUACGACAACAUAUAA